AUUUUGUUCGGCACUGUGUUCCAAAGCCAACUUGUUGCAACUUGUUUUUUUGCAGACAACGAAUUUAGUUAAAUUAAGAAAAAAGUAAAUUUUAGCUUAUUUUAUCCUUAAAAAUGCAAAAGAUAUUGGUAACCGGUGGCACAGGCUUAGUGGGAAAAGCUUUGGAAGCUGUAAUUAACGAGGAGAAGCCCAAAAAUGAAGAAUGGUUUUUUGCUGGUUCUAAAGAUGCCGACUUGACAAACUUGGAAGCCACUAAAGCUUUAUUUAACAAAGUCCAGCCGACACAUGUUAUACACUUGGCCGCCAUGGUGGGUGGUUUGUUUCACAAUAUGAACAACAAUUUGGACUUUUUGCGCAUUAAUUUGCAAAUUAAUGACAAUGUCUUACAAACUGCCCAUGAUCAUGGUUGCGUUAAAGUUGUCUCUUGUCUAAGUACUUGUAUAUUUCCCGAUAAAACUUCUUAUCCCAUCGACGAGACGAUGGUACACAAUGGACCGCCACAUCCUUCUAACUAUGGUUAUUCAUAUGCCAAACGUUUAAUAGACAUACAAAAUCAUGCUUAUCAUGAUAAAUACGGUGCGAUGUUUACCUCUGUUAUACCCUGUAAUAUAUUUGGACCCCACGAUAACUAUAAACCUGAAGUAAGUCAUGUUAUACCCGGCAUGAUUUAUCGCAUGUAUCGACUUAUUAACGAUAACAAAGAUUUGAAGGAAACGGAGAAAAUUUUUACGGUUUACGGCUCGGGCAAACCUUUGAGACAAUUUAUUUACUCUUUAGAUUUGGCUAAAUUAAUGAUUUGGGUAUUGCGUGAUUACAACAGUGUUGAACCUAUCAUCUUGAGUGUUGAUGAAGCUCAAGAAGUGACUAUUUUACAAGUGGCUGAGGCUAUAGCUAAGUCAUUUGAUUUUAAAGGCAAACUAGAGUGUGAUACCACAAAGGCCGAUGGUCAAUAUAAGAAAACUGCUUCAAAUCAAAAAUUACGUUCUUUAUUACCAAAUUUUACAUUUACAAACUUUGAUGAGGCCAUUAAGACUUCGGUACAGUGGUUUAUUGAAAACUAUGAGAAGGCUCGGAAGUAAGAGAUACACACAAAAAGGUAUGAUAUUUUAAUUGAAAAAUAAUUUUAACAUUCCUUAAAAAUAAAGGAAUUUUUAAUUUUUCUUUUUUUUUUCGAAAAAAAAGGAAAUUAAUAGUUUGCUUAAUACAAAUAUAUAUAAAAUGGAAUAAAUUAUAUUGUUAAAAACUAUAAAAUGUCUAUAAUUGAAUUAUUGCUUGUAAUGUGAUCUACGUAUAAAGCAUGAAAGAAACCUGCGAACAAGUUUUGUAAAAUCCAAAUUUUCUUUAGUUUCCUAAAUACAUUCCUUAUUAAGCCAAAUAGUUUUUGGUAUAACAACCUUUGAUUUUCAAUAAAACAUUUUGAAGAUUAAAUUUAUUUAUUUAAAAAUAUACUUUAUUUAAAAAAAAUUAAAAUUAAAUUAGAAACUUAAUUUAGAAAGUUUACUUUUAUACAACAUUUUCAAUAAGACAUAAAUAAUUAUACAAUGUUUUUUUUUUUUUAAUUUUUUUUAUACAAU
Molecule: messenger RNA, 1574 nt
Organism: Lucilia cuprina (Australian sheep blowfly)
Lineage: Eukaryota; Metazoa; Arthropoda; Insecta; Diptera; Calliphoridae
Gene: Gmer
Product: probable GDP-L-fucose synthase
Exons: 3
Coding region: 114-1079 (321 amino acids)
Biological process (GO): nucleotide-sugar biosynthetic process
Molecular function (GO): GDP-L-fucose synthase activity
Source: RefSeq, a predicted model, not a curated record